AAACACCAACCCACUGGCUUGUUUACUUUGAAGCGAGGUAGUGAGCCUACGAGUAGAAUUCUAGUCAAAUCGUCGACCCAGCGAAGUUUCCUCCUUUCUCUCCGUCCUGUUCCCCUGUCUCCUGCCCUAUCCCCGCGCCGGCGAUAAGAAAAGCGAAGAAUUCUAGUAUAAGACAUGUUUUUAGGUUCACUAUUUAUCUGCAUUAAAGAAUAGAAGAUGAUGAUGAUGACGAUGACGAUGACGAUGAUGAACGGUAGAGGAGGGGUAGGACAAGGCGGGGGUGGAGCAGGCGUGGCCAAGGAACUGGAAGAAUAGAAGACGAUGACGAUGACGAUGACGAUGAUGAACGGUAGAGGAGGGGUAGGAGGAGGCGGGGGUGGAGCAGGCGUGGCCAAGGGGCUGGAAGAGGCUCUGUCGCUACCGAUCCUCCUGGUGGAGCGGGUGGCGAAGGCGGUGGACGAGGCGGAGUCGUUCAGGUCGGAGUGCACGGAGGUGGGCAGGCAGGCGGAGCAGCUGGCCACGAUGCUCCGCUCCACCGUGCGCCGCGCCGCCGCCUACGACCGCCCUGUCCGCCGCGUCCUCGCCGAGGCCUCCAAGUCCCUCGAGCGCGCCCUCGCCCUCGUCCGCUGCUGCAAGCGCUCCAGCGUCCUGCGCCGCGUCGUCACCAUCACCACUGGCUCCGCCGACUUCCGCAAGACCCUCGCCCUCCUCGACGCCUCCCUCGCCGACCUCCGCUGGCUCAUAUCUAUCUACUCCCCCGACGACGACUCCGGUGCCGUCAUCAGUCUGCCCCCAAUCGCCAGCACCGAUCCCAUCCUCUCCUGGGUCUGGAGCUAUCUCGCCACCAUCCAGUCCGCCGCCCGCCACACCGCCGACCGCGCCGAGGCCGCCCACGCCCUCACCAACCUCGCCCUCGACAACGACCGCAACAAGAAGAUCAUCCUCGAGGAGGGCGGCGCGCCCCUGCUCCUCUCCCUUCUCCGCGACGGGCCCUCCAUCGACGCCCAGAUCGCCGCCGCCGCCGCCCUCGCCAGCCUCGCCUCGGCCCCCGACCACGUUGCCGUCCUUCUCCGCGAGCUCGCCGUGCCCACUAUCGUCGGGGUCCUUUCCGACUCCCCCAUGCGCCUGCAGGCCCGCGUCGCGGCCAUCGUCUCCCGGAUGGCUGCCCACGAGCCCCUCGCCCGCGAGGAGUUCGCCCGGGAGAACGCCGUCCGCCCACUCGUCUCCCUCCUUUCCUUCGAAGUCCCGCUCGACGAACCCCGCUCCACCCCCAAGAAGCCUCCCACCAUCCACUCCCUGGUCCAAGGGAUAUCGGCAGCAGCGACGGCCAAUUCCAACCUCGUUGGCCGGGGGGUUUCCAAUUCCGCCCGGCCUGUGGACUAUUACCACCACCACCACCGCAAGGAGCGGGAGAACGAGAGGGCCGAGGUGAAGCUUGCCCUCAGGGUUGCCUGCGCCGAAGCCCUCUGGACACUCUCGAAAGGUUGCGUCUCCAACAGCCGCAAGAUCGCUGAGACCAAAGGCCUGCUCUGCCUCUCCAAGAUCAUCGAGCGUGAGAAGGGCGAGCUGCAGCACCACUGCCUCAUGACGCUGGUGGAGAUCACCGCCGCGGCGGAGUCUGACGCGGACCUCCGACGCGUGGCCUUUAAAUGGAGCUCCCCGGCAGCCAAGUCUGUGGUGGACCAGCUUCUGAAAAUAGCUCAGCUGGGUAGUAGCCCAGCCCUCCAAGUUGCAGCCAUUAAAUCUAUUGGAUGCUUGGCGCGGACGUUCCCAGCUAGGGAGACUAGAAUCUUGAGCCCGCUCGUGCUCCAGCUUGGGCACUGGAACCCGGACGUCGCCGCCGAAGCAGCCCGGGCAUUGGGGAAAUUUGCUAGUCCAGAGAAUUUCCUCUGUUUGGAGCACUCCAAAACAAUUGCAGAGUUUGCUGGGGUGCCACCACUGAUAAGGCUGCUGCGAUCAGGUGACAAGGCCCAGCUGCCUGGUGUGACUUUGCUCUGCUACCUAGCAUUGCAUGUGCCCAAGAGCGAAGGUCUGGAACGAGCAAAGGCCUUGAAUACUCUUCAUUCAGUGAUUCGUACUCCACUGGCGCAGGAUCCUUCUCUGACAGAAUUGCUCCCAAAGGCUAUCUACCAGCUUGAGCUUUAUCGGGUUGGAGCACAUGCUCAUAGGCAACUGUAUCAACUCUGAAUUUUUGCCACCAGUGAUUGGCAAUUCUUCUUGAUUACUACUAAUGAAUUCAAUUUGAUAGAGGCGACCAUGUGGAUUUGCUCAGACAAGAAAAUAUUGUUGUUUAUUGAGGAAUCAUUAUGCUAUUUAAUGAAACAAGGUUCUUCAAGAUAUUGAGACCUUCAAGGAUGUUAUAACUAGUUUGGGAGGUUAUAUUGCACUUAUAGGCCUACCAAUCAACAAUAGGUUUGGGGAAGACGGAUGGGGUAAUAUCUACUUCAUCGUUCACAUGCAGCCAUUUUUAUCAGAAGAAAUUUUGUGGAAUUACAUGCCACAGGCAUCUUGCAUCUCCUGUGUAUUCAGCAUUCAGAUUGCAUAGGAAAAGAAAGAUCUCUCCUUGGAAAUGAACUGAUUUGAUGUUGCAAAUACUAAAGUUUUUGCUCUUUGCUAAGGCCUUCUAUCUAACU
Molecule: messenger RNA, 2633 nt
Organism: Elaeis guineensis (African oil palm)
Lineage: Eukaryota; Viridiplantae; Streptophyta; Magnoliopsida; Arecales; Arecaceae
Source: RefSeq, a predicted model, not a curated record